This is a messenger RNA of Alosa sapidissima (American shad), 2002 nucleotides long. RefSeq names its product cilia and flagella associated protein 36 (gene cfap36). The transcript has 10 exons. The record is from RefSeq and is a predicted model, not a curated record. Gene Ontology annotation, cellular component: axoneme; ciliary base. The coding region runs from base 190 to 1365 and encodes 391 amino acids. NCBI's taxonomy places the organism in Eukaryota, Metazoa, Chordata, Actinopteri, Clupeiformes, Clupeidae.
UUCGAACUUCAUGUAUGCGCACUUUUUCAGUCCUGGAGGAAUUUCAUAUGGCCGAAAAGGGGUGUGUGGGACUGUUUACAUUCCGAAUGACAACAAAUGUAGGAGGUAUUUAGUCUAAAUUGUGAGGAACGGUGCCAUCGUGGGUUACAACUUCAUUAGUAAAGAACAACACCAGUCGAUGUUACUAACAUGGCCGAGGAUAGCGAAUGGGUCUUGGAGAGCAUUGUUGGAUACCUUGGAAGUCCAGAAUGGGUGAUACCAGUUACCGACUUUAUGGAAAAUAAGUGCACAGUGUUUGAUGAUGAAGACGAGAACAAAUUGACUUACACAGAAAUACACCAGCAAUACAAAGAAUUGGUGGAGAAGUUGCUAGAAAGCUACAUGCAAGAAGUGGGCAUCAAUGAGCAGCAGUUUGUGGAAGCAUGCGCUUCUCCUUUUGCAAAAUCCAAAACAUUGCAGAGUGUAUUCCAUCCGGUUCUGGCUACAGAUGACUUCCAGAUGUUUCGAUCCCUGAUGGUACAAAAGAAUAUGGAGCUUCAGCUGCAGGCCUUGCGUGUGAUAAAAGAGAGGAAUGGUGCCCUGCCAGAGUGUUUGAUGGAUGGAGAGGAUGUUAUGAGCGAGCUGGAACAACAGGAGAUGAAGAUUUUACAGGAGGUGCUCAAGAGGUCAAAGGAGGAGUACGACAUGGAGAUGGCUCGCCGGACUCAGUUGGAGGAGGAACUUGGAACCACGUCCAGCAGUUGCUCUAUCCUGUCUGUGCCCAACGGAACUGACACCGGUCCUCACCAGGACUUGUCCCUCUCGUCCCCCUCACUGUCGGCCAACAGCGUCAGCAAGACAAGCAACACCGCAGCAAAGAAAGAGGAGAAGAUAGUGGCGUCUGCACAAGUAGAUAAGGCCCAGAAGAGUCCAGCCAAGACAGGUGCCGCCAACCCUGCCAAACCGCCCGCAGGGAAAGGGAGUACUGAUGGAAAGACUCUCCCUGCUGUGAGAGCCCCGGUGAAGGGCACAGAGGCUCCUGUCUCGCCCAAAGAGAAGAGCAGCAGCAACAGCAACAGCCAGGCAGCCGAGAGCUGGCUGGAGGAGGCUCGGAAGGAAGCUGGUAUCUCUAAGCCAUUUACGGAGUUGUCGGCAUCCCAGCAGGAGCAGCUCCAGCAGAGGGCGCUGUAUCUGAGACAGCAGCGCGACAAGCUGCAGGCCCUGAAGAAGGAGCAGCAGCGGCCCAAACAGACCCGACCCGAGGAGCCGCUGGCUGCCCCCACUGCUGCACCCAGCACACAGGAAAUAUCAGUAGAGGAAAGAAAGAAGUUACAGAAACGGAAACACCUAGCCGAAAAAUUAAAAGAAGAGGUCAUCAAGAAGUAGCUCCUCCAUUCCGUAGCCCUUCUUGGCCACUGAGAGAUUAUUGUUUUAAAAUGAACUACAAAUACACCAGGAGACUGGAGGAGAUUGCCAUUAAACUACAGCAUUUCAAAACUGGUAUUUAUGUAGAUGUAAUUUAAAUUAUGCAUUCUAUCUAUGUAAAACAUAUAUGCUAAUGCUAUGUUAAAUAAUUUUAUAUACUCCCUUUUUUCAUUUUGCAAAAGUAUGAAAGUAGUAUAUGAAUUCAACCAAGGAUCGAUACUGGAUACUGUUCAUCAGUAGGCAUAUGUCUUCAUUCCUCUGAUAUAGCAAAUCUAUGUCACAUGUCGUUCAUAGCUGGCCUGUUAUAUGCAGUCUUCAGGCUCACACACACUGAGGGAUACAAUAACAUUAAGUCUAAGUGCUGCCAUGUGUUUGUUUUGAUUUGGUGGCCUGAUCUGCAUAUGUGCUGUCAUUGAGUAAUGCUGUAAGUUGUUUAAGUUGUUUUUUGUAAAUAUUGUAUAUUCUGGUUUGACUAUACCGUGUUGGUAAGGUAAGCAUCAUGUCUUGAGUUCAUUGUCUUGGGGACGCAAUUAUGUAUUGUCAUUCAAAUUGCACAUCUGUGAUAUGCAAAUAAAGAAUAGUUACUCUUUGGCUAUAA